AUGAGCACUGCGACAGAGAAGAAGACCAUGGGGGCUGGGUCCGCCAACGUAUCCGAUGGGCAGGUGCUGGAGAGUACCAAAGCCGCGGUCCAUACAAAGCUCAAGUCGAGGCAUCUAUACAUGAUUGCCAUGGGAGGAUGCAUCGGCACGGCAUAUCUUGUCGGAUCAGGCCGAACCUUGAAUAGGGGCGGCCCUGCACUGUGUCUCGCUGGCUUCGCUAUUAUUUGCUCCUUUGUCUGGGUCUUCUCUACGCUUCUCUUCGAGAUGGCCGCCUACAUCCCCCUGAACGGCUCUGGUCCGGACCACUACACGACACGCUUCCUGUCCAAGUCCUUUGGGUUCGCGCUGGGUUGGAACUACUGGUACGCUUAUUCGAUCCUGGUGCCCUUCGAGAUCACCGUGGCGACACUCAUCAUUCAUUACUGGAACCCGCCCGUCCCCGACGCUGUUUUCAUUACGAUCUUCUUCGUCAUCAUCGUCGGCCUGAACUAUCUGCCGGUUGCCAACAGCGGAGAAGCCGAGUUUGCCUUUUCUUCGCUGAAGCUAUCGAUGUUGACAGGCAUCCUGAUCUUGUCAGUUGUUCUUGCGGCAGGCGGAGGACCGUCGGGAGAAACUUUGGGAUUCAAGUACUGGCAUGACCCUGGUCCUGCAAAUGCUUGGAUUGUUGACGGAGGGUCCGGCAAGUUUGUGGCUUUCCUGGGUGUUCUCGUCAGUGUCGUAUUGCCGCUGACCUUUGCCGCCGAAAUGGUUGCAACAUGCGGCGGCGAGACCCGAAGCCCUCUAAAGACAAUCCCCAUGGCUGCCAAAGUCUUCAUAAUUCGUCUUGUCGUCUUCUACGUCCUACCGAUUCUCGGAGUGACUUUGACCUGCCCAUCUGACGCCCCAGAGCUAUCUUCGGGAGGAUCCGGGGACGGGGCGUCGCCUUUCGUCAUCGGUAUCAAGGACUCUGGCAUCCGCGUGCUCGAUCACAUCGUCAACGCGGUCAUUCUGUGCUCGGCGUGGUCAGCCGGCAACAUCUACAUGUACCUCGCCUCGCGAUCGAUAUAUUCCCUCGCCGUAGCGGGCAACGCGCCCAAGUUUUUCACUACGACGUCCAGAUGGGGGGUGCCGUACUACGCUGUGACGAGCUGUACUGUCCUCGCGCUUCUAGCGUAUCUGAAUGUCAGCUCCAGCGCCGGCGUCGUCUUCAACUGGUUAGUCAACAUGAUCAACAUGGCCGCCUUCUUUUCAUGGGGCUGUAUCUCUCUUGCGUACCUUCGGUUCCGCACAGCCAUCGAAGUCCAGGGCGUGGAUCGCUCGACCCUGCCUUACAAGUCAGUCUGCGGAAAGCCUGGUGCAUACGUCUGCAUUGUCUUCUCAGUUGUUGUCGGUCUGCUCAACGGAUUCUAUGUCUUCUUCCCUUCGGAGUGGGAUGUGUCGGACUUCCUGACAGCUUAUAUUGGGACACUUCUUUUUGUUGUGUUGUUCUUUGGGCACAAGUUCACAGUCGGACGCGGCGAUGGCUGGCUCAUCCCAGCUGAGGAGAUCAACUUGGUAUAUAGCCCUGAUGAUGUCCUUGAGGCAUCCACGACGCACACUGAUGUGGAGUCUGCUGGAACAGUAUCUUCAAGUUGGAAGAAGCUGUUCGCAAAGUCUAAAUAA
Molecule: messenger RNA, 1641 nt
Organism: Emericellopsis atlantica
Lineage: Eukaryota; Fungi; Ascomycota; Sordariomycetes; Hypocreales; Bionectriaceae
Product: proline permease PrnB
Exons: 3
Coding region: 1-1641 (546 amino acids)
Biological process (GO): amino acid transmembrane transport
Cellular component (GO): membrane
Molecular function (GO): amino acid transmembrane transporter activity
Source: RefSeq, a predicted model, not a curated record